GCCCCCCCCCACAAAUAACCGCAUCCACUCUCCUUGCCCCACACCCUCUCCCCAAACACAGCCUCCAAUCACCUGAUACCAUUCUCAAACCUGCACCCACAAACAAUGCCACAUACCCUCAAACCCCCUCUCCCAGCUCCAUACCCCUCCCCACCCAUCCUCACCCCUACUCCUGCCCCACUCUCUUUAUCCUAGCCUUCCCUUCUCCCCAUCCACCCCUCAGUUCGCUGCAAUCCCCUCCCUCCCCGACACUGCUGCUUACAUUCGGUGAACCCUGACAGAAAAGUUUCUCUGAAGGGGCUAUCAGUAACACAUGGCCCUCAUCACUCAAGUCACAAAAGCAAAAGAUUUUGAAAACUGGAAAUCUGAAAUAAACACAGGAAAUGCUGGAAAAUCCCAGCAGGUCUGGCAGCAUCUCUGGAGCGGGAAACAGAAUUAACGGUUCAGGUUCAUGACCUUCUAUCAGAACUCAUUCCUGCAGUGUUGAUUUUGGCUGUUUGGUGCUUGCUGUCCAGUUGAAUCACUCUCCUGUUUUCUGACACCUUCACGUAUCCCAUAUGACACAGCAGUGAAACAAGACUUUAAACCUGUCAAGGUUGGGGAUUCCUUUGGACCGACAUGGUGGACAUCCUGGUUCAAGGUAUCCUUGACCAUUCCAAAGGCUUGGAAAGGUGAGGAGGUGCACUUUCUGUGGGAGAGUGAUGGAGAAGCCAUGGUAUGGAGAAAUGGCAUCCCGGUUCAGGGAUUGACCAAGGAAGGGGAGAAGAUCAGCUACAUCCUGACAGAGAAUCUCAUGGAUGAAGAUCCCCACAGCUUGGAACUGUAUGUGGAGCUGGCGUGCAAUGGAUUGUUUGGUGCAGGGCAAGGCUCCAUGAUUUCACCCCCGGACCCGAACCGUAAUUUCGCUCUCCACAAGGCUGAGCUGGUCAUCUUCAACAGAGCUGUUCAUGAACUGCUGAUUGACUUUGAGAUCCUCUCUGAUAUGGCAAAGUUUCUUGGCAUUGAAAAUCAGCGUAGCUAUCAAGCAUUGUACACUGCCAACAUGAUGGUGAAUGCCUGUGAUGUGGAAGACCCGAGCACCUUUGCAAAUGUUCACAGAUUGGCCAGUGAUUUUCUUCAGCAGCAGAAUGGCAAGAGUCAGCACACAGUGCAUGCAAUGGGACAUUGCCACAUUGAUACAGCUUGGCUGUGGCCAUUUGAAGAGACUAUUCGAAAGUGUGCUCGGAGCUGGGUGUCUGCACUGCGCCUCAUGGAGAAAAACCCAAACUUCGUCUUUACUUGCUCACAGGCACAGCAGCUGCAGUGGGUAAAGUGCUGGUAUCCAGGCUUGUACACACAAAUCCAGGAGUGUGCUGAGAAGGGGCAGUUUGUCGUAGUGGGAGGCACCUGGGUGGAAAUGGAUGGAAAUCUCCCUUCUGGUGAAUCCAUGGUACGACAGUUCCUCCAGGGUCAAAGAUUCUUCCAGCAAGAGUUUGGAAAGUAUUGCUGCGAGUUCUGGUUGCCGGAUACAUUUGGAUACUCUGCCCAGCUGCCGCAGAUUAUGCAGGGGUGCGGUAUCACACGCUUUCUAACUCAGAAACUCAGUUGGAACCUAGUGAAUGAAUUCCCGCAUCACACAUUCUUUUGGGAGGGAAUUGAUGGCUCCAGGGUCCUGACCCACUUUCCACCUGGCAACUCCUAUGGAAUGAAAUGCACAGUAGAAGAACUGCUGCAUACAGUUAAAAAUAACAAGGACAAAGGUCGCGUAAAUGACAGUGCGUUCCUAUUUGGGUUUGGAGAUGGGGGAGGUGGACCUACACAAGACAUGUUGGAUCGACUACAGAGAGUUCAGGACACAGAUGGGCUUCCCAGGGUGAAACAGUCCAGCCCAGAGACCUUCUUCUCAAUCCUGGAAGCUGACACCACAAUGCUCUGUACCUGGGUUGGUGAACUCUUCUUGGAACUACACAAUGGCACCUAUACUUCCCAGGCAAAGAUUAAGAAAGGUAACCGUAAAUGUGAGUGUAUCCUUCGUAGUAUUGAAGUAGUGAGCAGCCUGGCUUCUGUCCAGAAAGACAGCUUCCAGUAUCCGAGUUCCCAACUGCAGCAUCUGUGGAGACUGCUGCUGCUCAAUCAGUUCCAUGAUGUGCUGCCUGGCUCAUGUAUUCAGUCUGUAGUGGAAGAUGCAGUAAAGUUCUAUGAAGAAAUCCAGAGCGGUGGCAAUGAACUUUUGAAGGAGGCCAUACAGUGUCUCUUGGGAGGAUCUGUGCAAGAGACUGGGAAGAACAUCAAUGUGCUAAACACCUUAUCAUGGGAGCGGACUGAAGUUAUCUCAAUGCCUCGACUGGAGGGAGACGAAGUCCUAGCUCUUGUGAAGGUUCCCAGUGUGGGGUUUGCUACAGUGACCAGCCCCCUGGUCCCAUCUCACCCAGUCAUUGUAUCUUCUCAGGGAGAUGGCUCUGUCCUUAUGGAGAAUGGAAUUCUCAAAGUCGUAUUUGAUUCACUGGGCCGGAUGACAUCACUUACUCACUUACUUUAUAAAAGGGAAACUAUUCCUGAGGGCUGCUACGGGAACCAGUUUGUGAUGUUUGAUGAUAUUCCGUUAUACUGGGAUGCAUGGGAUGUCAUGGACUAUCAUUUAGAAACAAGGAAGCCUGUCUCACAAGUGCUGCAACCUCUGGAAAUUGUGUGCCCUGGUGGAGUCAGGGGAAGUGUAAGACACUCUAUCCGUAUCAGUGACACCAGUAAGAUCCGCCAAGAAAUCAUUCUGGAUGCCUGUUGUCCCUAUAUUAAGUUUAAAACAGAGGUGGAAUGGCAUGAAGCACACCGAUUUCUGAAGGCGGAAUUCCCCACAACAGUCCACAGCCCUAAUGCUACAUACGAAAUCCAGUUUGGACACCUGCAGCGGCCAACGCACCGGAACACUUCAUGGGAUUGGGCGCGCUUUGAGGUCUGGGGACACAAGUGGGCUGAUUUGUCGGAGCAUGGCUUUGGCGUAGCAUUGCUGAAUGACUGCAAGUAUGGAUACUCAGUGCAUCGAAACACAAUGACACUAUCCCUUUUGCGAGCUCCGAAAGCACCAGAUGCCACGGCUGACCUGGGUCAUCAUCAGUUCACUUAUGCUAUCAUGCCCCAUGCAGGUUCUUUCCAAGAGGCCAAUGUGAUUCAGUUUGCAUACAACAUUAACUACCCCUUGCAUAUUGUACCUGCUGAACCCAGUGUCAGUGCUUCCAGUUCCUGGAGUGCUUUCUCGAUCCGGUCUCCUGCUGUUAUUCUGGAAACUAUUAAACAGGCAGAAGACAGGAAAAAUGCCCUGGUAAUUAGGCUCUACGAGUCACAUGGCAGCACUGUUGUCACAUGGUUGCAUACUUCACUUCCUGUUAAACAAGCAAUCUGGUGUGAUCUUCUGGAACAACCUCUGGCAACCAAGGCUGUCCCCAUCACUGACUUUCAAAUCCAGCUUUCCUUCACUCCAUUCCAAAUCCGUUCCCUCCUGCUCAUUUUCUGAGCUCCAUCAUAUGAUCAACACUGAUAUUUUAAAAAGAAACAGUUCCUAAAUACAACAAAAUCACGCAUACUGUGCAGCAAAUGGAGAGUAUUUAAUGAAAUCACCAACACAAAAUACUAGUAUCAUUACUCUGUAUAAAAAGCUGUGGCCUGAUCAUUUCUUACACAUCCCUACUGUUUGUACCUAGAGUGUGAUUUGCACCUAGACUGUGAUUUGCAAUCAAGUUAUUUGCAGGUUUUCACAUGUGGCUGAAGUUCGAAUGUAGUGCCUGAGCAGAAAGACCUGGUAUUAUACAAUGUUUUUCAUAGUAAAAUACCCUGCUGCUUCUGUGAUCAGUCAGAAAUUCAAACUAAUUAAUGAGCAACUAGGAAGGACAAACAAAAAGCUUAUUCAGAGUUGGGUUUUAAGGAGCAGCUUGAUGGAGAGGUUUAAGAAGGGAAUGCCAGAGCUGAAGGAAGGUCAAAGGGAGCCAGGGAUGCACAAGAGGCCAGAAUGGGAGAAGCAGAGUUCCUGGAGGUUAUAGGAAUAGGGAGGGAUUUGAACACUAGGAUGAAAAUUUUGAAAUCUAGACUUCUACCAGAGUGAGAUCCAAUGCAAAUCAGCAAGGACAGGGAUGAGAAAUGAUUGGAAUGUGAUGAGAGUUAGAAUAGGGACAGCAGAGUUUACACAGGGUAGACUUUAGUCAGGAGAGUUGCAAGAGUCCAGGCUACAGGUACCAAAAUCAGGCAAGCAGGUUUCAGCAGCUGAUGGGCUGAGUUAGGGAUGGAGACCGGGUGAUGAAGCACAACUGACCCUUGCACUGUUCGGUGACUAUAAACCACCGCAUCUCAACUAUCAGAGCAAAUACAAGGCCUGUUCUUUCCUUUAGGAAACAUUCAUGCAAAUCUCCAGCCUGGGAAAAAAGUCCUGUAGACCUCUUCUCCAGUUUGUUAAAACUUAUACAUGGCAAACUGUACUUCCUAAGCAUUUUUUUAAAAAGUCAGGAUAUUCAAAUGCUGUUCAGAAUGAUUAAAGGAAUUAAAUCUUUUUUUCACAAUGGUG
Molecule: messenger RNA, 4528 nt
Organism: Carcharodon carcharias (great white shark)
Lineage: Eukaryota; Metazoa; Chordata; Chondrichthyes; Lamniformes; Lamnidae
Gene: man2c1
Product: mannosidase, alpha, class 2C, member 1
Exons: 26
Coding region: 713-3487 (924 amino acids)
Biological process (GO): mannose metabolic process; oligosaccharide catabolic process
Molecular function (GO): alpha-mannosidase activity; carbohydrate binding
Source: RefSeq, a predicted model, not a curated record